AUGCCUCUAUUUCCUAUUUUAGCCGGGUAUUGUGAAGGGUUUGUAGCCAAGUAUCUUGGGAUUUGGUCUCAUUAUUUAAUAGGUCUCCAACUAUCCUCCAUGAUAUUUCAAGUGGAAUGUCUUGUGUUUUGUUUCGCAAUAAAACAUCAAAACAUCGGAAGAGUUAUCAGUUACAAUGUUGUAUCAGAUACCUAUUAUUACGGUGGAAUCGUAUUUUUCAUCUUCACUCCAAUUGGUGCAUUUGUAGUUUUUGUGCUAUCUGGAAUGAAAAGAGAAGACCAACUAGCUCAUAUCAAAUUGAAACACCCAGAAUACUAUGACGAGUUCUCGAAACUUCCCAACUUUUCUAUCUAUCAAUUCAAUUUUUGGAGUCUCAUUCUCGCUGGAAGUGCUUGUUGUGGAGCACUCGUUUGUGGAGCAGCAUUUACUAUUAUCACAAUGGAUAUAUUCAGAAUGUUGAAGACUUUGCAAAAGAAAGUGUCCGCGGCGAGUUUCAAGAAAUAUCAGUCGGCGGUGAAGAGUCUUUUGGUGCAAUUUGCGACGUCAGGGUUGUUGCUGGUACCGCUAUCCGGAUUUGUGUUAUUCACGUUAAUCAGUUUUGAUAAAGCACAAUUAUUCGUGGAAAUCACCCUUCUUACCGGUGCCCUCCACCCGAUAGUCAAUGCAAUCGUUCUUACUAUGACCACUUCUCAAUUCAGAGAAGUUGUAUUUGGGUUCAUUUUCGGAAAAGCUUCCGGUUCAGUGCUCCGAGUUUUUCCUUUCAAAUCACAGAAAAUGGAUUCACGUGAACAACAGAAAAGUGUUAAUAUCAUGCAUACAGAAAUUGGAAGUCGAACGAUGGUAUGA
Messenger RNA from Caenorhabditis remanei, 846 nucleotides. RefSeq lists its product as uncharacterized. The record is from RefSeq and is a predicted model, not a curated record. Bases 1 to 846 code for a protein of 281 amino acids. The transcript is spliced from 5 exons. Lineage: Eukaryota; Metazoa; Nematoda; Chromadorea; Rhabditida; Rhabditidae.